This is a messenger RNA of Syngnathoides biaculeatus (alligator pipefish), 2216 nucleotides long. RefSeq names its product G protein-coupled receptor 180 (gene gpr180). Gene Ontology annotation, biological process: response to pheromone; G protein-coupled receptor signaling pathway. NCBI's taxonomy places the organism in Eukaryota, Metazoa, Chordata, Actinopteri, Syngnathiformes, Syngnathidae. The record is from RefSeq and is a predicted model, not a curated record. Bases 319 to 1623 code for a protein of 434 amino acids. The transcript has 10 exons.
CUCGCUUCCGUAAUAUGGUGGCAAAACAAUGCUAGUGUAACGACAACUGGUUAAAUUGAUGUCGCCAACGGGGGCAUUAGGUUUACACAUUUCGUUGAGAUAUGAAGUUUGAUCACUGUAUUAUAUCGCUCACCUCCACGAAAAUGCUCAAAAUAUUUUUUUUUUCGGGGGAGGGUGGGCAGUGUAUGGUUAUAAUGUUUUGAUUUCCGCUUUAUAUCUUUUAGUUCGUGUAACUUGACGCUGUAGGGGUGUCUCCUGGUUUCGUGGCCCAUUGAAGUGUUGAGCUAACAUUUAUUGGCUUAAAACGCAAAGAUUAGUAUGUAUAAAAUGUCGUAUUUACUAACCGCACUUCUUGGUGCAGUCCUCUUCUCUGCACAGGCGUGUGGGAAAACCGUCAUGGGAUUUUUUAAAACCGAAGUAGCGAGGCAGCAUAAAGGCCAAUUCAUCACUAAAUUCAUGUAUCAAGGUGAUGAUGGUUUGCUGGUGUGUCAGUUGGACAACCCCUCACUGGCUGUAGAAAUGGAAUCUCGACUGCUCCUCUACGCAAAUGUGAACGAGAAUUGGGACAACCUCAGCUGCUCCGAAAGGCUCACCCGCGCCCAGUUCACCAUAUCUCUCAGUCAAGAAGAGCACAACCAAACGAUUCCCCAGCAGUCCUCUCCUGCACUGUGGCACGCUCUCUAUGCAGACCGAUACACAUGCCAGGAGGCGAGCGUGAUUCCUUCUCAUGGUGAGCUGAGGUUUACUGUUCUCCUGUUUAAUGCUGAUUCUGCAGGAAACCCGCUGGACCAUUUUAGUGCAGAGGAGGCCGGUCUUCACACCUUUUACUUCCUCCUGCUGCUGGCGUACUUUGUAGCUUCGUGUAUCUACAUUAAGCCUCUUUACCAGGCUCUGAGGAAAGGCGGUCCCAUGCACACGGUCCUGAAGGUGCUGAGCACAAGUCUGGCCUUGCAGGGCUGCUCUGCCCUUUGCAACUACAUUCACAUGGCCAGGUACUCUCGAGAUGGCGUGGGUAUUCCACUGAUGGGCAACCUGGCAGUGUUCUGGGCGGCGGCAGCCCAAGUGUCAACGCUGUACACGUUAUUGAGCCUAUGCGCGAGCUGGUCCCUGAGUCGAGGCCGGAAGCCUCAGUCACGCCCUCUGCAGUGGGAGCAGUCUCCGGCGUCCAUGGCCGUCGCCUCGUGCGGAGUCGUCUUGCAGGGUGCGCUUCUGCUGUGGGAACAAUACUCUGCAUCUGAGGGCCAGCAUCCCAGCCGUCGGAGUCUUGCAAGCAUUCUCCUCAUUGCCCUAAGGGUGACGCUGGCCCUCCUGCUUGCCUCUAUUCUCUACCAGAUCAUCUCGACAGAGAGGAGCACCCUAAAAAGAGACUUCUACCUCUGCUUUGCCAAGGGAUGCGUCCUGUGGUUCCUCUGCCAUCCCUUCCUCGUCCUCACGUCCGCCAUCUUCAACGAGCACCAGAGGGAGAAGGUGGUCACCAUUGGUGUGAUUCUGUGUCAGUCCAUCUCCAUGGUGAUCCUCUACCAGCUGUUUCUGUCUCGUUCCCUCUACUGGGAAGUCUCUGCGCUGUCCUCAGUGUCCCUACCACUCACUAUGUCCAGAAACAACCAGAGGGGGCGCUACUGAGUACAUGCUCUGGCUGUUAUGUGUACCUGGUUUACAGCGCUCUGGUCCCCUCCUGCCGCAUCCGAAGACUGACAGGUUCAAGAGGCAGAGAAGACAGGAGGCGUCAUGACCACUGCGAGGAAUGCUCGGAUUUAGCUGUUUUCUGUGCAAGCAUGGACGCAACAGGCGUAAGCGCAUCUGCUCCAUUCCAGGGAAUAAAGGCGGGACUAAAAGACAAAGACCACCGUGGAAGAGAGACAACAAGAACAGAAAACAGAAUGACUUGUAUAUCUCUAGUUGUUUACUUUCCGAGAUAGAACAUACACUUUUCAACGCUGGGACUCAGAGCUGGUACUAUAUCAACUAUAAUGUAUGUUUUUGGAGGUUCGUUUUCUUUUUCUCUUGAAAGUUUAUCUCACAGUCUUCAUCAUUAAUCUGUAAACCUUUUUAGCAAGUUAAGCUAUUUGGAGUAGCAGAAUGCAUGACAUUCAGAAUUGCCACCUCAUUUCAGACCAAACCUUUUUUGUUUCUGUUGAAGAUUGUGACUUUAUGUACAGUUCAAGAAAAUGUUGUUUACAACAUGUGGAAAUAUGUGACCUGAAAUAAAGGACUUC